Molecule: messenger RNA, 4139 nt
Organism: Aedes aegypti (yellow fever mosquito)
Lineage: Eukaryota; Metazoa; Arthropoda; Insecta; Diptera; Culicidae
Gene: MESR3
Exons: 8
Coding region: 1739-2713 (324 amino acids)
Biological process (GO): regulation of transcription by RNA polymerase II
Cellular component (GO): nucleus
Molecular function (GO): RNA polymerase II cis-regulatory region sequence-specific DNA binding; DNA-binding transcription factor activity, RNA polymerase II-specific
Source: RefSeq, a predicted model, not a curated record
CACACUUCAUUCUCGUUGGAGACUCUGUCGCUGGCGGUUCGCGAUUUGUGCGCCGGGUUUUGCCACCUCACGUGUGGUUUUGUGCUGGUUUUAUUGAUCAACGGUGAAAACGUUGGAUUGCGUUCAUUCUCUGGUUCGUUCUAUUGCCAUUUCCGUAUCCUGGAAGAUCCUGUCGCCGGAUGUGUGCUGAAUGUGUACGCGAGAGAUAUAGGGAGGGAAGCACAUUCACAAGCACAAGUUAGUGCUUUUCGAAAUCAGUAGGAGUGCGUGCUUGUGGGAUUUUUGGGGGUGGUGAAUAUUUAUUCUCGAUAAGGAGUGGAAAACAAAUAGGCAUCUCGUUAUUACCAUCUGUCUACUGUAGACUUUCGGGGGAUUGUGAAAAGUUAUUGUGAGCAGAAAAGAGCUCUCUUGUGCGUACUGGUAAUUCGAAGAAAGUGAAUUUGAUCGAAUUUGACCAAGUGUAAAGUGCUUAACACCUCGUUCUCGAGGAAGAAAUCUUCUGAUUGGAUGUGUGUAUUGUUAAAGGGAUUUGGUUGAAACGAGAAGAGGAUCACUUCUGGCAUAUGACAACCCAUUGGCUUAUUUCCGUUUGAAGAAAAUUUCCCAACUGUUUCGUCUCUGUUUGCAUCUACGGAACGUCUCCUGCGAGAUUCAAGACGAGUUGCUGUUAUCAUCAAACUGUUGCAAAGAACGAAGCAUUUUCCAGCGACACAAAAGAAGUUCGGAGCUUUUUUUUCGUGUGUGGAUGUGGAUAGUGAAGGUUACAUGUGAAACGAGGCAAAAUUAAUGCGAAGAAUUUAGAUUUAUGUCCCCGACGUUACGUUCUGGUUGGAGUCUGCGAAGUGGAAAGAUUUAUUCGCUGUCAACUUAAUCGUUGGUUACCAGCAUCAGUAGUGUUGGGUGGGUGAUGGAAAAGUGAGCUUGUUGUGCCGAUGUAAGCUGAAUUUAAAUUCUGUUUUCCAGUGUGCAGAAAAGUCUGGCUCCUGAGAGCAAAUAAAUUUUCCAAUAAACCAUUCCCGAAGAAAUUUAUUAGCUGAAGUGAAAUUCUAUCGGGUUCAACUAUCUCAGAAAAUCAUACAAUUGCUCGCAAAUCGUAAAAAAGAUAACCAGUGAGCAAUCUUACUACUCAGUGAAGUUUUUACGAGAAGAGCCACUAAACGAAGUCGUAUAAAAAGUUUCCUCAAAUCGGUGCGGUUGUUAUUCCUCAACAAAGCUGAAGUUGAGUCGUGGUUUUGGGUGAAAUUUAAUUGGUGCAAGUUUCGUGUCGUUAAACACUUUAUUGGGAAACGAGAAAACUUGGCGCUCAUUUCACUGAUGCUGGAUGCUGGUUACCCCAUAAGUGGAUUGCGGUAAAAAGUUAAGCUUACCAAACGUCGAACAUCUCGAACGGAUUAACCUUCUGACCCGGUGAUUGGGACGAAAGGCGAGCGAAUAAUGCUGUUCUAAGAGUCCGUUAUCAUAAAGUUUGAAAAGGGACGAUAUUAUCCGGAGAUCUGUUUGGCUGACAGCUACAAAAAGUUUCUUCUCCUUUCUUCCUCAGAAAAUCAAUGGACCUGACGCGACAAGCAAUCGCUUGAAGUCACUUGUUUUGUGAUAGCAUUGAUCGAACACACGAGCAGAAGCAGUGCGAAGAGACGUCAGAGGUGUAGAGGUCACGUCAGGGCCCAAGAGCCAAUCGCAUUCCUAAAGAAACAUUCAACCUCACCGGCUUUAUUAAAAGCUAUAUAUCUAAACCAAGAUGACACACCUUCAGCGGCACCGAUUGGAGUCGGUCAGCGACCACAGUGCCAGUGCUCCGUCCACAUCGAGCAAAUCGGACAGUUCGGACGGGUCGGCGUCGGAAAUUUGCGAAGCCAUCCACGAGUGGUCCCUGGAUGCGGCCAGCGAGUCCCAGUCGAUUCCCAGUCAGAACAGCAGCGGCGAGAGUAGCUCCAGUGGUAGCAGUAGUGGGGGCCAUCGGCAUCAUCACCACCACCAUCACCACCAUGGGCAUCACAACAACCAUCGGCACAGCAAUCAACAGCUGCAGCAGAAGCAGCCCUUCAAUGGGAACUACAUCAACGAAGAUGACAACGAACUGGAGUACAGCAAGCACGAUCUGAUCAGUCUGGACGGGGGCAUGAUUACCGACUUUGAGCGAGCUCAAGUGGAGAGCUUCUUCAGCGGAUUGGGCACCGAGGUCUACGUUAGCACAUCCCUGGCCAAUCUGUACGAAAGCAUCGGCAAAGACGACUGGCGUCUGGUCUACACGGGCAUUCCGGUUCUGCUGCACGACAAAGGAUGCACCCGAUCCCGCUGUACACCGCGGGUGAGCUUCGUCCUGGCGGAAAGGGGCACCUGCUUCGCCCUCUGGAAGGACACCAUCGACAAUCUGUCGGACUAUAAGGUCGCAGCGGCAGCUUUUCACACCAUGUGUCUCUCGGCAGAUCACCGCAAAGUGAUUGGCUUCAGCUUUGACUCGAACCAAGCCGCCCGAGAGAUGUGGGUCCGGGUGGAGGAACUCAUCAGCAAUCCGGAGAACAUUGCCCUGUCCGUUCCGGGCCGGAAGCGAAAGUCCAAAAAAGCGGCCAAGCCCAUCAUUCUCCCGCCAAAGUCGCAAAUUUCGCAGCCCUGUCAGUUCCACCACGUUACCAGCGUUACCACCAACGACACCCCGCGUUACUUCAGCUUGCAGGCGUUUGUGGCCCCACCGGUCAAGCAUCGGGAACCCUAGGGGCAGGCCAAUGGCCGACCAUUUUAUAACUUUUUAUUUCCAUAAUUUUCAUAAUUAGCCACUUGGUGGGCAAAUGUCGGUCACACGUAUCAUAUACAUUCACACAAACGAAUAUUAUGAAUAUUGAUAAGGGUUAUGAUUUUAAAUUAAUGGGCACUGAUUAACAGAGCAUCACUUUAGCGUUUUAAUUUGACCGUUUAAGGAUAAACGAUGAACGGGGAUUUUAAUUUUACAUCAGUGAUUUCCGAUCAGGAAAAUUAAUUUGACUACGAAAAGCCAUCAUUGAUUGUUGGCACUUCACGGGUUUGUCCUCGCUUGAGACUUGUUUCCGACGUUUCACAAUCGAAUUGACAAAAUGAUGAAGACUAUCGAUGAAGAUAUAUUAGAGUACCAUAAGCUAGUGCUAUUAUUAAUUAUCAACUGUUUUAACAUAAAUCACAAGGCAAAUCAAAGAACGCAGAGAUUUAUCUAUCUUUGAAUGUGAUUAACUGAGAGAAAAAAUCAUUAAGAAGAAAAAAGGGAAAGUAAGAAAAACAAGCAUGGAGUAUGAUCACUCUAACUAGUUGUACAAUGGUGUACAUAUUGUGUCUGUGAUAAAUUGAUGGUAUGCAUUAACUGAGUGAAAGCAUAAUAACAAAAGACAUGUCUAUCAUCGUGAACAAAAAAACGAAAAAAAAAUCCUCAGUAAACGAAUAAACAGCAAUAUAUGUAGAAAUCAUGCGCUCCGUAGGAACGAUUCCAGAAGAAUAUUUUAAUUAAAGUUAUGAACACGAUUUCAUCCCACCAAUCACAGGAUGUGACGGAAUCCAUUGUCAAUCUCUUAAUUAAAACGGCAAAAUUUCCUCGAGCACUUUAAUUUAAUUCGACUUAUACCGCUUUGUGCUCCUCCCGAAAAAAGCCAUUUUUUUCCCAUCAAUGACACAAUAAAAUUUCAUCCAACCACAAUGUGACCCGAAGGGAGGAAUUAACGAAAACCGAACAUGACCAGCAGCUGGAUGGAUUUUUUUAAAUUGAAAAUCCAUUUUUCAGAGAAACAAUUAAACCGAUAAACGGUAGACGAGAAAAGCAUUCUUCAAUCGCCAUUCAUAGUGAAUAUCCAGUUCUAUUGAUGUAAUGGAGAGUAUGUUUGACCAGUAGAGUUAAGUUAUAAGUUUGUAGAAAAUGCUGUGCUGUAAAUAGCAAAAUUUGUUUUAUUUAUACCAUCAAGAAACAGUUAGUUAUGCGAGCACAAAUUCACACGCUGCUAGAAUAAGACCUUCCGGUAUUCGCGGGAGUUUUAUCUUACUCUGAAACAUAGUCAUCUUUAGGUGGUAAGAUUGCAUUAAAAAACAUGAAAUUUGACUUAAGUUAUGCAAAAUGUAUCUUGCUGUGUAAAUAAUUCCAUUCAUGUAAGUUUAGAUACUGAAAUAAAGCAGAUAAGUGCAAA